Molecule: messenger RNA, 1505 nt
Organism: Gregarina niphandrodes
Lineage: Eukaryota; Apicomplexa; Conoidasida; Eugregarinorida; Gregarinidae
Exons: 1
Source: RefSeq, a predicted model, not a curated record
AUGCUUAGUCCGGUGGCAGUUGGAGGUCGCAGUUGGGUGUCAGUGGCGGUGGUGCUGGGGUCUUGUUUCCGGUUCGAGACGGCGGAGGAGGCGAUGCGGCGGGCGGAUUCGAACGUGCGGCUUGUGGGUUGGUGGAGUUCGAAUCCAGAGGCGGAGCGGCGGGUUUUGCGAAGUGAGUGGGAAAGUGCGUUGCUGUUUACAGUGAACUCGACGGGGCCAAAUGUGUGUCUGCCGGCUGUCCGAUGCGCGGUGCGGCAUGAGACGCUGGAGAUGGAGCCGAUGGCGCUUGACGCACUGGCGACCGACGCGUUAGGGACGGGGGUGCGAUUGCGAUAUCGAGUGCCACAAGCGGAAGUUCCAAUGGGUGCCCACGGCUUCUGGCCGCAUCUUCAUGACUGGGCCUGGAUUGCGCGACACGGUCGAUGGUUCGAACUACAGACUACCGACGGUUCCGUUCCCGACCUGCAAGGCAAACUCGGCAAACUUGUCAAAGACAUCAUCUUCCUCAACGCUGAACCACUACACCUCCGCCCCUCCCAGUGCGGUAUCGACCUCGUACUCGGCGUGGCGCGAGAGAUGCUCGCACUAUAUCUCCAACACGACACUGUGCAGGCCUGGCUUCAUGACUACGAAUAUGAUCUCAUGGAAGAUCUCAUCUGGGCCAGCCUCUGCCACCCGCCUCAAACCGGCACCGACGCCCCAGCAGACACCGACUCCCAGGACGAGAAAUCAAACACGGACCGCCCUUCGGACAAGGACACCCCGCCCCCCCGUUCCCUGCCGCGUUGGUCGCUCACGGAAGAGCUGGUCGCGCUCCUAAACCGCAAUCGCUCGCCCUUGCAGUUGCUGGAGGAAUUAUUCGACUUGGGUCUGGAGAUGCAAGACGCUUUGGAAGUCGCACUCAUCGCGGUGCAAAAGGGCGCCGCGGAGACCAUUGAGCUACUCCGGAAACGCGACAGUGGCCGCUGGUGUGUGGAAGACAUCUCGGACUACUCAGCCCGGAAUACGGCCGAAGGCCCCCACAGUCCGGAACCCCUCAAUCCGGAACCCCUCAAUCCGGCACCCCUCAAUCCCGUACCCCUCAAUCCCGUACCCUGCCGUCCGGCCCCUUACCGUCCGGCCUCUUACCGUCCCGCUUCCUACCCCUGCGUUCGUGGUUUCUAUUUCCACGGUCUGUAUUACCCCCACCAUAUCCCCGUCGUCGACCCCCAUGAUUCCCCGAGUCGUGGCCCCGACCUCCCCUGUCGUGGUCCCGAUCUCGCUAGUCGUGGUCCGGAUCUCCCUAGUCGUGGUUCCGACCUCCCUGGUCGUGGUUCCGACCUCCCUGGUCGUGGUCACGGUCCCGACGUCCCCAGCCGUGCUCCCGGCCUCCCUAGCCGUGGUCCCGACCUCCCUGGUCAUGGUCCCGGUCCCGACCUCCCUAGCCGUGGUCCCGCCCUCUCUAGUUGUGGUCCUAGUCCCAACCUCCCUAGUCGUGGUCCCGGUCCCGACCUCGCCAGUCGCGG